AUGGCACCUCCUCGAAGAAGCGGCCGCUACGGACAUACUAAGGGCAGCAAGAAGAAGGAAGAAGAUGACGAUGGUGACCAUGAGGGCGUAAUGAUUCAGUGUGAGACAUGCAAGGUGUGGCAGCACUGCCCCUGUGUUGGACUCGGUGACGGAGAAGUGACCCCAGACAUGUACUACUGCGACUCAUGCCGUCCCGAGAACCAUCCAUACCGUGUCCAGAACGGUCAACUGAUAUCGAAUGCAAAGUCAACGGCAAAACCAACAAAGAAGAGGAGUACGAUGAACUCAAAGGAGGCAUCAAUUCCCAUGGACCUGAUGUUGGCGCAGCAAAAGUGGAACGAGGAACACCAGGAUGAGAUUGAGGAUGAUCUCCCCCCUCGCGCUGCAGCCAAGAGGCGGAGAAAGACCGAGAGCAGCACUACCGACAUUGACGAUGAACACCACCAUAACAACAACAACAACAACCAACAGGACUCUAACGAUGCUGCCACCGCUGCAUCAAACACGACGACCAAGAGCAAGAAGAAGGACAGCACUGACGAUCGGGACUCUGCGUCGACCUCUCCUUCAUCCUCACCAAAGUCUGCAUCUUCCAAUGGUCGGAAUACAACCAAAAAGGCAUCUGCCAAAUCGACAUCCAAGGCUCGUUCGCGUUCCAACACACCCAGCAGUAACGAUAACCAAGGAGCUGAUCCCAGCAAUGGAUCCCACCCCCCCAGCAAGGAAUCUUCACCCAUAGCUGUAUCAAGUACUUCAAACAGUCCCAAGAACAGCCGCCCACAUGAAGACUCCACAGCCGAUGCCAAGACCCCGGGCUCAUCAGAUUCAAGUGUUCCCGCGACCAAGCGCAGGAAAACCGUGAGCAAGUCUGACAUGCCAUCCAGGUCCGAGUCUCUCGCCGCCGAUGAAGACGACGAUUCCACCAACAAGAACAACUCUGACGCCGAGCAUACAGAAACGACGACGAGGUCGCGAAAGGGAGGCGCUGGGUCGAAGUCUGGCAGCAAGCGGAAUAGCGGGCAUCAAGGCCACGCCGAGUCACGUGAUGAUUCAGUCGCACCCGUCAGCAGUAGCAACAGCAGCAAUGGACACCAACAGGUGCCCUCGGUCUCUUCUCCUGCGCCAUCGACCAAGAAGGGAUACUCCAAGCGAAAUGGCGAUCGUGGAACCAGCACCAGGAGUGGAUCCCGCAACUCGACUCCCGCACCAAGUCAUAGCGAGAGCACACCCCAACCAAUGGCACCUGCAGCACCUGCAGCGGUGCGAUACCCCUCAUCCAAGAUGACACUCCAGGAGAUGGCCAAGCGCGCCAAGCAGAUGUUGGACUACAUCUCGCGUGUGCAGGUUGAGCUGGCGGAUCACAAGAGCAAGGUCACACCGGUUGCUUCUCCCGAGUGCAGCAGCACGGCUGCUACGACUCGUCGUCCCACGGCCUCGCCAGGCACUACUCAUCGUCCUGUCCACCAUGACAACCAUGACAUUGAUAGAGAGAUGAGAAGGCUGAAUGACGUAGAGUCGUUUGGUUUCAGAUUGCCAAAGCCUGCAGUGUCAACAAGUUCAGGAUCUGGUAUUCACGGAGACAGCCAGGUUUGCCCGGAUCUGUCACGGUCCAGUAUGGACAGCACAUCGUCAACGGUGGAUGGAAUGCCAGAGCCCAGCAGCCCUGUUGAUAUGAAGGUGCCUACCUCGUCACUGAACGGCAAGGAUCUGAACAUGACGAUCAAGGUGAUCCCUAUGCACGCUCAGGACUCCUCGCUGCUGUUGUCGACGCCACCUCUAUCUGUCCACGAUCACCAGCACCACAACCAGGGUCAUCACUCCCAUCACACCUCUAGAAGUCCCGACUCGGAUACGAACCAUGAGCCAUUGACACCUCCUCACCAGCCCCUGGAAGGUGCAUCCGAGGAGCAUCAGGAAGAAGGAGAGUCGGAUGAGAAGCAGGCUGGCACUGUCACCAGCAUGGACUUGAUGGACAAGUUGACUGGCGACCUCAUUCGCUUCCAAGAAAAGUUUGGUGCCUUUACCUGA
This is a messenger RNA of Linnemannia hyalina, 2028 nucleotides long. The record is from the annotation of a GenBank genome assembly. NCBI's taxonomy places the organism in Eukaryota, Fungi, Mortierellomycota, Mortierellomycetes, Mortierellales, Mortierellaceae.